Messenger RNA from Penaeus vannamei (Pacific white shrimp), 753 nucleotides. RefSeq lists its product as uncharacterized. The record is from RefSeq and is a predicted model, not a curated record. Lineage: Eukaryota; Metazoa; Arthropoda; Malacostraca; Decapoda; Penaeidae.
GGGAUGUCAUCAUUCUCUCGCCAGCCCUCACCCAGCUACCACCACCACCACCACCUCCACCAACCUCCAAUCCUCCGGCACAACCCCCCCCCCAAAAACCCAAAUUCUCGCCAUGGCCUUCCUCCGAGCCGCCGUCAUCCUCGCCUUCGUCGCCUUCGCCUCCGCCUCCGACGCCGCCGCCAACGCCCUCAAGGAGGAGCAGCGCACCAUCUUCAUCGACGGAGGCUCCACCGACAGCUUUGGCGUGACCGACGUCUUCCUGUACAUCGGCACCUUCACCCUGGCCAUCCUCACCACCCUGGCCAUCAUCGGGCUCAUCUACGGCGUGCAGGAGACCGGGUCCACCGGCUACGAGGCCCCCACGGCUGGAUCCUACACUAGCUACGACCACGCCUACCAGGUCGCCAGGGCCCUCUACGACGGCUACAAGAAAUACGAAGAAGCAAGGUCUGCCAACUAAACGAUGAUGGACACGACCACAAGAAAGAAAACGGAAGCGACUGCCUGCGAGAAUCCGUGUGAAUCCUGUUACGCGAACCCCGCCUGCGUGAAUCCGCUUGCAAGAACGGUAUUCCCCUGAGAAUCCGCUUGCAAGUGCUUAGUUCCUGUGAAUUGUUAUGAAUCUGCUUCUUCGAGAAAGCCGUGUUGCUCUAAGAUGCCAUAUAAUAACCUUGGUGUUAUUUAUGUAGUAUUGUUAUAUUUAUUUUAUUUAAAUAGUUUUGUUUGUUGUUGAAUGUUUUGUUAAUAAACUGU